UGCGUUUCACGGAAGAGUUCCCCUGCCGUUAUGUUGGCAUACCUGACUGUCAAAAAUACAGAGAUGUCAAGGUUUUCCGAGAUUUAUAAAUGUUUUAGAGAUUGGCAUCAUGCCGCAUACGCUUAGAAGUGGUGAAAGAGAAAUGGUUUUAAAAGUUAAAACAUUUUGUGAGAGUGAAAAACGUAACAAAGUGCCAAUAAUUCCAUUAGAAUGUGUACGACGUCGAGUCGCCGCCAUGACAGGCAUUUCUGAAAAAACCGUUUCAAAAAUCACGAAAGAAGGUGAGGUUGCUGCCCUUACAGAAACAAAAUUAAAAAGGCGGAUAGCAGAAAAAAACGUGGGUCAAGAAGCAAAAAAUAUAGUCAAAAUAACCGAAGAUGCAUUUCGUAGUAUCACACCAGAAGAAUGGAUGAAAGAGUGCUGUCACGUCGAGAGCAUUGAAGACAAGUACUUUAACGAUGGUAUAGCUGUUGAUAAUGAAAUAGAUCGAUUUAUAAUCGCAGUAGGGGAUGACAGUGAUACUUCAGAUAGCAGUGACCCUGGAGAUAGUGACAGCAUCAGGUGA
Molecule: messenger RNA, 565 nt
Organism: Colias croceus (clouded yellow)
Lineage: Eukaryota; Metazoa; Arthropoda; Insecta; Lepidoptera; Pieridae
Exons: 3
Coding region: 110-565 (151 amino acids)
Source: RefSeq, a predicted model, not a curated record